Molecule: messenger RNA, 4244 nt
Organism: Lucilia cuprina (Australian sheep blowfly)
Lineage: Eukaryota; Metazoa; Arthropoda; Insecta; Diptera; Calliphoridae
Product: mucin-5AC-like
Exons: 7
Coding region: 62-4099 (1345 amino acids)
Cellular component (GO): extracellular region
Molecular function (GO): chitin binding
Source: RefSeq, a predicted model, not a curated record
AAAAUUAUUAAAAAAAAUCCAAAAACUUUAACAUAAAUAAAGAAAAUCAUAAAGUAAAAAAAUGUUUAAACAAUUGUGUUUGCUAAUAAUAACCACCCUGUAUUGGCAACCAAUCACCGGUCGCCAUCUUGUGCCAGCCAAUUAUCAUAGUUUACAACAACCCUAUUAUUUACCUUAUAACGAUUAUGGUUAUACUUAUGCAGCAGCCGCCAACGGUGCCGGUCCUUAUCAACCCGCCUAUCCACAACCCUAUCCACAACAUUCUCCUUUAUAUUCUCCACCUGGUACAUAUUUUGAUCAACGUCGUGGUAUUUUAAGACCUUUUCCCGGAGGUGGUGUUCCCGUUUUAGUGGAUUAUCAUAAACGUUGUUCGAAUCAAUAUGUGGGUGUGAAAGCCCAUCCGGAACAACAUCAAUAUUAUUAUGUUUGUAAACCGGAUUGUGUGAUAUUUGGAAAAUGUCAAAAUUUACAGAUCUUCAAUAACACCAGUGGACAAUGUGUUCAAAAUCCACCACCUGAAUAUAUACCAACCUGCUCGGGUGUAGGACGUUUUCCGCUCUUCUCCGAUUGUCAUCUCUAUUACAAAUGUGAAGAAGAUCUACAGCCUAAAAUCUAUUCCUGCCCCGCCUAUAUGGUCUUCUCCCCUGCCUCAAAGAAAUGUAUUAAUGGUAACAAAUGUACACCUACACAAAUAUCACCACAUAGUUCUUAUAUACCCGAAUAUUGUUCGAACAAAUUUCCACCCUGUUAUGAAAAUGGUAUAUUCCGUUCACCAUCCGAUUGUUCACUUUACUAUAAGUGUGAUUUGCAAAAGAAUGGUGUCUAUAUGCAGACGAGAUCAAGAUGUCCCACUGGCAAAUUCUAUGAUUUGCAAAAGAGUGAAUGUUUACCCUCAGAACAAGUGCCCUGUGAUUGCAUACAAGUAGCGGAAUUGGUUUAUCCUAAAGUGAAUAGUAUAUCCUAUCAACCGGCCAUGUAUCCAGCACAAUAUGAUUUCGAUUCUUUAGAGGAGAAUUUGUAUCCCGUAGAACAAUCGGCAGAGGAAAUGAAUACAAAUUGUAAUAUUACUGAAACUAAAAGUGAUAAGAGUGAAAAUUUAGCUGAAGAGGAAGUUACUUCAACUGAGGCUCCCGAGACCUUAGCAACUACUUUAGUUACCGAUGCUGUGGAACAAAACGACAGUGGAGCAGAUGUUUUAUCUGAUUAUUUGGAUAUUGAAAAUAGUGAGCCGAAAAACCAAAGCGAGGAAAUAGAACAUGAAGCUGAAGAUCUUAUUGCAACAACUAUUAGUUCGGAAGAAGGUUCUGGUUCUGAAACAGAUACCACUGAGCAAAGUCAUGAUGAAGAAAAUUCAACAAUAUUAGAUGAUAGUAAAUCGGAAACUGAUGACCCAAUAAUGGAUAGCACAGCAGAGACUGAAGAAGUAGAAGCAACUUCUGCAACUACGGAAAAUGUGCAAGAGGAAACAGAUCAGCCAGAUGUACUUAUAGAAGAACCUGAACAGGAAUCUGUUAAAGAGGAAGAAAAUGAAGUAAUAACUACUAAGCGAAAAGAAGAAACAACAACUACAUCCACCACAGUUUUGGGAAAAAUCACAGAUAUUCCAGAAAAAUCGGUGAAACCAGAACCCUGCGAAAAUAUUAUAGAAAACGAUGAAAGUAAUGAUAAACCCUUACCCACUGAUAUUCCCUUCAAAGACACUUCACAGACACAAAACAAAACUUGUUUACCCAAACUCACAACCACUAGUUCAGAUUCUGUUAAAGUCGAAACUGAACCCACGAGAACAACACUUGAUUCGACAUUUACACGAGGUUCUAGAAGUACUAUACUUGAACAGAACUUAACAACCAUUACACCCACUGUUACUGUCACCACCACCACCACACAAUUACCCACUACUAUAAUGACCCCUACAGCGGACAGUUUGGAAACUACGAAACUUCCACAAGAAACUAUUAUAGACAUAGAAAAGGAUAGUUUAGUAAACGAAACACCGGAAUCUAAUCUUUUGGACUCUGAAACUAAUUUGGAAACAGCGGAGACAACACAAUCUUCGGAGAGAACUACGGCCGUCACCAGAGAAACUACUCAUAAGCCAGAGGCAAACUCCCUUGAAGAUAACAGCCUUAAAGAAGAGAAAAUCUUGAACUCAGAGGAGCAGGGAACAGAUUUUACUACUUUGCAAACUCCAACAGAAGAUCACAAACAAUUUACUCAAACUAUACACACACGAUCAGUAGAAUCCUCGUCUUUAGAACACGAUAUAUCUUAUGAUGAUCUUUCCGAUAUUAAGGAUAAUGAUAUAACUUCGAAUACAGCACAAACCUCUACCAAUCAGCCGUCAUCUGUUCAUACAUCUAAAGAGUCUGACGACUUUAGUUUAGAAUCUGAAAUAUCACAAGAAAAUGAUAUAACUAGAACAGAUUUUCCAGAAGAAAGUAAAACGGAUAUAAACGAUAUUGCCGCCACUCCUUUGAAGAUUUCGGAAUCCCAAGAAAAUACGGAAAUUCUAGAAACUACUACAGAAUUACCACAAACUGAAAUAUUACAAACCACUACUGAAACUUUAAAACCUAAAACAGAAGACGAGAACACCGAUAAACCCUCAGACUUGGACGAUGAGUUUGCUUUAUUAGAUUCUGAAAUAAAUAUAGACAAUUUUGAAAGUACCACACUAAUGGCGGAAGAUAUUCUAAAUACAAAUUCUAUGGAAAAUGAAGAAUUUCUAAAUACAAGCACUCUGGAGAAUGAAGAGCUUUUACCGUUGAUCAAAGCUACACGUAAAGAAGAGCACAAAUCUUUAAAUGAAAAAUCGGUUACUUUAAGGCAGGCCGAUUUUAGUGGGGAAGAAUUUUUACCAGUUCAUAGUAAAACCACAAAUAUGGAGGCACUAACAGAUCAAACUACUGACUUCAAUUAUAUAACCGAACAUUUUGUAGAUGAUUCUGAGGAUGAUUAUACUACAGUAAUAGGGGAUAAAGAGACCACUACUAAAGCAACAAUUGGACAGGACAUAAAUGAAAUAGAAGAGGAAAGAAAGGAAGAAGUUAAAACCUCCACACCGAAAGAUGAAGAGACAACUAGCUUAGCAACAGCUAGUGAAGAACUAAAGGAACUAGAGGAAAUUUCAAAUUCUAUUGAAACCGAACACACUACCACCCUCAAAAGCCAAGAAAAGGACACUACUACCACAACAGCAGUUAGUCAAGAACAAACUGAAAUGCCAGAAAUUUCCAAUUCCAUUGAACAGGAAAAAACAGAUGAAGAUAAAAGCACUACGAUUUUAAAGAGAAGACAAACUUCUCCCGAAGAUACAACCCAACUAACCACCGCUACACCACCCAUACAAAAUACAUUGGCAGCAGACUCCUCCGCUACAGCUAACGCAGAAAGUUCAACAAUCAAAGAAGAAACGUUAAACAAUAUGGAUAAUUCCGAUGAUACAUUAGCUGCUGUAUUGGAUUCCGAAGUCGUGCUAAACGAUCAAAGCGAUGAAGUAAGCAAUAAUGAAAUUACUUCUGCUGAAACUACUACUGCAAAGCAACAAUUUCCUAAUACACACUCAACAACGUUUACGCCCACACAAACGCCCACUACUACACCCAAAUAUACAACAACAACAAACACAACAGAAAGCACUUCUGAACCAUGUGAAAAACACUCAAAUCACUUAGUCCUACACGUUAGAGAUGAAGAUCAAAAAACACCAACAACACAACAAGACCGUCCCUUUCCCAGCAAAAGUUUAUAUUAUAUUUUAAAAACUAAACCAGUGAUAAAUACAAAUAAGAACAGUCAUACUUGCAACAACAAUAAUAAAAAUAAUAAUAAUAUUAAUAAAUCUUGUAAUGAAACAGUUGCAGCGCCACCAUGUGUUGAAACCGAUAAUGGAAAUAUACCACGUUUAGAGAUUAUAGCCGAACGUCCCAUUGAUGUACAUUUCUCUGUAUGUCCCUCCACUUGCGAUAAAGAUCACAAACAUAAUUUUGCCAAUAAUCGUGCUGUUUUUCUAAGAUGGUUUGCUAAUAAAUCGAAACAAACUAUGGGCUUUGAGACCGUUAAUGAAGUGAAUACGAGCGAUGCUAAAGACUGUUGAUAAUAUGUUUGUUUCUUUUUUUUUAAUUUAAUGUAAUUUAAUUAUCAUUUUAAGUUUUACAUUUUAUUUAGUUUUUAAGAAAUUUAAUUUAUCGAAUUGUCUCAAUAAAAUAAUCAUCAAAAAAAAGGUUCACAAUCAAAAGUUA